Bipolaris sorokiniana ND90Pr is the source of this 2010-nucleotide messenger RNA. RefSeq lists its product as uncharacterized. The transcript has 3 exons. Lineage: Eukaryota; Fungi; Ascomycota; Dothideomycetes; Pleosporales; Pleosporaceae. The record is from RefSeq and is a predicted model, not a curated record. The coding region runs from base 22 to 2010 and encodes 662 amino acids.
CCGCGUCGCAGACCUGCACCAAUGGUUUAUUUUUGGGACGACAAGGAGGCCGUGUGCUAUCGCCUCUAUGUCGAAGAGCGGAAGAGCUUGGAGGAAGUCAUAGCGUAUUGGGAGGUUCGGGGGUUUACUCCUAGUAAGCGGGCGUUCCAGACGCAGUUCAAGCGAUGGGACUUUCCGAGCAAGCAGAACCCAGCGCACAAGAACCCCGCUCUCGUCGCACGGCUCCAACAACUAUGGGAACAGAAUUGUACUCAGAAGGAGAUGAUAGAUAUCCUGCAGGCUGAGGGUUUCGACAUCAACGACCGCGAACUGCUCCGUCUGCGGCUCAGACUCAAGCUUUUACUCAGAGAGCGCGUCUCCAGGCCGAAAAAGGCACCGACGACCGAUGGGCGAAUACAGAAGAAGAAGGCAAAGAAGAAGGUAUCCAAGGUUGUACCUGGCAAAGGCCUCAUAAAUCAGCUUGGAAACGCAAUACUGGCAGAGGGGUCUUCAAGCGAGGAUGAGAGCGGGGAAGAGGAGCAAGUUGACGAUGGGUCUGCGGAACAGUCGGAAGAAGCGCGACCUAUAAUCCCUGAACCUGACACUGUUGGCUUGAGCCCAGAGGAGGUGCUUCGGAAACAAUUACGACAGCAACAACUGCAGGCUGAGAGCGACGAGAAAUGGCGCACGCGGAAACGACGAAGACGAACCCGCGGUUGGGCUGGGCUGCCCGCAGAUGCGCCUGGCGAGCCUCCUCGAUUUCCGUCCGAGACGACCAUUGACGAAGCGAAGGCGUACCUUUGUCUUAAUAACAACAUGUAUCGCGAGUUACGAGAGCGUUUUCUCGAUAUCUGCAACGCCGAGGAGGUCGUCAAGAAGACGAUUGCUGGUCCUGAGAAGUGGGCGCAGAUUGUACAGCAGCUUAUCAAGGAAAAUACACAUUUGACAGAGGUCUUCCAGCAGGAACCUGAAGUGCUACAGAAUCACGAUGCGCUGUUUCGACCAAAAGGCCAGCGGGCCUUGUCGCUAGAUGUCAUUUGCAUGGAUGUUACGAAGCGCCUACGAACCCUGAAUACACGGAUGAGCCUCGCCGACGCGAAGAACAUUCUUGGUCUCAACCCCGAGCAAACGAGACGCGUACGAAGCGCCUUCGCUGAGAAACUGAGAGCAGCUCAUUUUACGAACAAACUCGAGGCGGGUGAAACACAGUGGACAGAAUUGAAGCAGGCCUGGGUCAAUGAGUCUGAGCAUUUAGUAAAGGCGCUCUCGCAAGGCGAAAACGACCCAGACUAUGCACGGAAACUAAGAGCGCUCGAAGUUCUGGCUCGAGACGUCACGAAGAGACAGCAACAGGAGAACGCAGCCAAAGAUCCAAAUAAGAAGCGACAGGCCCAUCAAGGACCAGGACCAGGACCUGCACCGCCCGUUGUCGCUCCUCAUUCCACAACACUGAGCACCAAGGAGCGCCCACAUGCAAACGUCACUCGUAACGAACCACCACAAACAUCCUACCCCACCGCCCCUUCAGACCUCCAAAUCGACCCCUCCCUCCUCCUAGCCGCCAGCGACGCCUCCAUCCUCCCCACUCCUGACUACCCAUCUCAACCUCGCUACCAACCCCCUCAAUACCAACCCGCCUCCCACUACCAACACACAUACUACCCCCCCUCAAAUACCACCACCGCUUCCUCCCCUCUCCCAAUCUACUUCCGCCUCCACCCACACUCCUCAACCCCUUUACCCACAAAAUCCCUCUGGCUCUCCAUCCUACACUCCCCUUCUGUAUCCGAACUACAUAACCUGGCUACCCGCGAACACCCGGGUACAGAAGUACGCAAGUUGGAGGGUCUGAUAGCGUAUAAGGGGGGCGCGGAGGGGAGAGAGGUUGGCGUGCAGAUUACAGAUGAUGAGGAGUUGAGGGCUUAUUUGGGGGUUGUGAGGGGGGAGAAGGGAGGGGGACGGGAAGGCGGGAAGGCGGUGUUUGUUGUGUUGCUUGGGAGUGUGGAGGGGAUGGGGGUGGGGUAUGUUUAG